Molecule: messenger RNA, 1029 nt
Organism: Ramularia collo-cygni
Lineage: Eukaryota; Fungi; Ascomycota; Dothideomycetes; Mycosphaerellales; Mycosphaerellaceae
Exons: 4
Coding region: 1-1029 (342 amino acids)
Molecular function (GO): protein binding
Source: RefSeq, a predicted model, not a curated record
AUGGCUGCUAUUGACGAGGGCGCCUGCGGCUUGCUCAGCCUUCCUAAUGAGAUCUUGUUGAAUGUCCUCGGUUUGUUCAGCACCGAAAGCGUGCUGACAUUCGGUCCUGUAUGUCAUCGCUUGUACGGACUGAUCCAGCGGCUCCUCUUGCAUCGAUUGCAGGUGGCGACUGCUCUUGAUGGGCACAUGCUCUUCCUAGAAUGCGGACAUCCAUCGGCGAAGUGGACGACCUCCAAAGUAUACUGCAACUUCCUCGCCGCUCAAGGCUUACAGGAAUUGAUAUCUGACAUGCGCGAUAACGGUGUCAGAGUCGGCCACCAUGCCGUAAAAGCAGCAGAGCUAUACUGCCGCUUCAAGCCAAUGAACAAGGAGCCCGACUUCAUCAGCAUUCGACGACCUCAUCCAGCUGGCGAUGUUCCUGGAUCUAGGACAUUUGUUACACCAGAGACUGCCGCCGCAAAAGCUGCCUUGCUCUCAGAUCCCAGCGCUGCAGUAACUCGCACGAUAACCGUCGAUUCUCAUGAACUCUUUUCACAACUCUCCACCGUAGGCUAUCUAGGUAGACGGGAGCCACUUCGAGGCUUGCUUGGCUCCAUUCAAGAAGUUUGUGAUGGGACCAUUCGAGUGUGGCGCGACUGGCUGUCCAAACACUGCCAGAGCAAGCGGUGGACGGAUGGAGAGCCUAUAGUUAUCCAUCAUGAAGGAGAAAGUGCAAAAGGUAAAGCGAGGUCUGGAAGCCUCGCAGCUGGAAUGCACCCACGGGACGAUCCUAGUAUCUUAUGGGUCAACAAUACGCGAGGGGAGCAGGUCGGCUUGAAGCUGAAAGUCAAGGAGCAGAAAUGGCAGCGCGAUAAUCCGAUCUUGUUCGCAAGUGAUAUUGAAGUUCCCGUGAGCUAUCUCGUGGAGCUCGAAGAGGUUGUUGUCUCGACCACUUUCUUACUCCUCAAGAUCGAAAAGGCGAGAGCACAGAAUCUUAACCAAAGUGGGAAGGCAAUCAUCUUUGGGAACUUCAUCGACCAAGAUCGGUAG